AUGACUGAUGCCUUGCCUACUUUAGCCUCCAUGGUCAAAGUGAACAAACAAGAGAAUGUAAAACCUAUCCAGAUGAGCAUUUAUGAGGCCUCGACCCAUUGUUACAUCAUUGAGGAAAAAGAAAGGGAUGAUCACCUUUGGUACCAUGACAUAUUGCAAUAUGUAAAGAACCGUGAAUACCCUGGGCAGACAAUUGAGAAUGAUAAAAGGACACUAAGAAGGUUGGCCAAUGAGAAUGUCCUAGAUGGGGAGAUCCUUUACAAAAAAAGAAAGGAUCGGAUGUUACUAAGAUGUGUGGAUGCUGUUGAAGCCAAAAAAAUCCUGGAAGAAGUCUAUGAAGGCGUUUGCAGAACACACACUAAUGGGUUUAUAGUGGCUAGGAAAAUCAUGAGAUUCGGAUAUUAUUGGUCCACCAUGGAAUGA
This is a messenger RNA of Gossypium raimondii (Peruvian cotton), 423 nucleotides long. RefSeq lists its product as uncharacterized. NCBI's taxonomy places the organism in Eukaryota, Viridiplantae, Streptophyta, Magnoliopsida, Malvales, Malvaceae. The record is from RefSeq and is a predicted model, not a curated record. The transcript has a single exon. Bases 1 to 423 code for a protein of 140 amino acids.